Messenger RNA from Gadus morhua (Atlantic cod), 15571 nucleotides. RefSeq names its product golgin subfamily B member 1-like. NCBI's taxonomy places the organism in Eukaryota, Metazoa, Chordata, Actinopteri, Gadiformes, Gadidae. The record is from RefSeq and is a predicted model, not a curated record.
CAGCACAGCUUGAACAAGAGAAGCUUGAUAUUCAUGAAGAGCGAAGAAAGGCCUUGGACGAAAGGACGAUGCUAGAAAGAGAUUUGUCGGAAGUAAGGAUGAGAGAAGAAGAGGCCAUGCAAACGAUAAGACACAACACAAAUAUGAAAGAGGCAAUAAAAGAUUUGGUUGAAAAGACACAUCAAGACAUUACAAUGAAGAUGCAAUUCAUAGAGCAGAAUAUUCUGGAUGCACAAAAUCAGACAACUAACUUGGAAAUUCAGCAAAAAGAAAUGGAAGAGCAGAAAUUGGAGAUUGACACACAUUUUGAACAAAUACAAAGACACAGAGAAGAUCUGAUCAAUAUGAAAUCGGACAUGAUGAUUACAAAAAGAAGAAAUGCAAAAGAAUUGGAACGAGGAGCUGCUACUGGAGAAACAAGAUCUCAAUACGGAAAAGGAAGCAGUAGACAGGCAUAGCAAAUAUCUGGACACAGUUAAAGAAACAAUCAACAAAGACAACCUUGACUUGGAUAUCAUGAGGUCUGAAAUCCAGAAAGAAACAGAGGCACUGGAAAGAGAGAAAGAAAAGAUCCAGGAACAAACUGAGAUACUAGAAAAAGAUCAAUCUUUUGUGAAAGUAGAAAAAGAAAGACUUGAAAUGUCAAAGGCGGAACUCCAAGAAAAGCAAGACAAAGUUCACUGGUCUACAGAGCAUUUGAACAGUGACAGAGAAAAGAUGGACCAUUUACUUCUUGAAGGCCAAAAGAAAAUCCAAGAACUUCAUAAAGAGAUACAACACAUGGCCCAAAAACAGAAACAACAAGAGCUUCUAGACAGUGACCUGAAACGAUUGACUGAUGAUCUCCAAAUUGGGCAGGAAAAUCUAAUAAAACAACAGGAGGAAGUUCAACGUUUUAAGAGUGAUGUCAUGAAUAAGAAGGAGGAGCUUAAAGUGAUCAUGGAAAUAAUCUUUGAAGAGACAGCACAGCUUGAACAAGAGAAGCUUGAUAUUCAUGAAGAGCGAAGAAAGGCCUUGGACGAAAGGACGAUGCUAGAAAGAGAUUGGUCGGAAGUAAGGAUGAGAGAAGAAGAGGCAAUGCAAACGAUAAGACACAACACAAAUAUGAAAGAGGCAAUAAAAGAGUUGGUUGAAAAGACACAUCAAGACAUUACAAUGAAGAUGCAAUUCAUAGAGCAGAAGAUUCUGGAUGCACAAAAUCAGACAACUAACUUGGAAAUUCAGCAAAAAGAAAUGGAAGAGCAGAAAUUGGAGAUUGAAACAAACUUUGAACAAAUACAAAGACACAGAGAAGAUCUGAUCAAUAUGAGAUCCGACAUGAUGGUACAAAAACAAGAAAUGCAAAAGAAUUGGAACGAGGAGCUGCGACUGGAGAAACAAGAUCCCAAUACGGAAAAGGAAGCAGUAGACAGGCAAAGCAAAUAUCUGGACACAGUUAAAGAAACAAUCAACAAAGACAACCUUGAUUUGGAUAUCAUGAGGUCUGAAAUCCAGAAAGAAACAGAGGCACUGGAAAGAGAGAAAGAAAAGAUCCGGGAACAAACUGAGAUACUAGAAAGAGAUCAAUCUUUUGUGAUAGUAGAAAAAGAAAGACUUGAAAUGGCAAAGGCGGAACUCCAAGAAAAGCAAGACAAAGUUCACGGUCUACAGAGCGAUUUGAACAGUGACAGAGAAAAGAUGGACCAUUUACUUCUUGAAGGCCAAAAGAAAAUCCAAGAACUUCAUAAAGAGAUACAACACAUGGCCCAAAAACAGAAACAACAAGAGCUUCUAGACAGUGACCUGAAACGAUUGACUGAUGAUCUCCAAAUUGGGCAGGAAAAUCUAAUUAAACAACAGGAGGAAGUUCAACGUUUUAAGAGUGAUGUCAUGAAUAAGAAGGAGGAGCUUAAAGUGAUCAUGGAAAGAAUCUUUGAAGAGACAGCACAGCUUGAACAAGAGAAGCUUGAUAUUCAUGAAGAGCGAAGAAAGGCCUUGGACGAAAGGACGAUGCUAGAAAGAGAUUUGUCGGAAGUAAGGAUGAGAGAAGAAGAGGCCAUGCAAACGAUAAGACACAACACAAAUAUGAAAGAGGCAAUAAAAGAGUUGGUUGAAAAGACACAUCAAGACAUUACAAUGAAGAUGCAAUUCAUAGAGCAGAAGAUUCUCGAUGCACAAAAUCAGACAACUAACUUGGAAAUUCAGCAAAAAGAAAUGGAAGAGCAGAAAUUGGAGAUUGACACACACUUUGAACAAAUACAAAGACACAGAGAAGAUCUGAUCAAUUUGAAAUCGGACAUGAUGGUACAAAAACAAGAAAUGCAAAAGAAUUGGAACGAGGAGCUGCUACUGGAGAAACAAGAUCUCAAUACGGAAAAGGAAGCAGUAGACAGGCAAAGCAAAUAUCUGGACACAGUUAAAGAAAUAAUCAACAAAGACAACCUUGACUUGGAUAUCAUGAGGUCUGAAAUCCAGAAAGAAACAGAGGCACUGGAAAGAGAGAAAGAAAAGAUAUGGGAACAAACUGAGAUACUAGAAAGAGAUCAAUCUUUUGUGAGAGUAGAAAAAGAAAGACUUGAAAUGGCAAAGGCGGAACUCCAAGAAAAGCAAGACAAAGUUCAUGGUCUACAGAGCGAUUUGAACAGUGACAGAGAAAAGAUGGAACAUUUACUUCUUGAAGGCCAAAAGAAAAUCCAAGAACUUCAUAAAGAGAUACAACACAUGGCCCAAAAACAGAAACAACAUGAGCUUCUAGACAGUGACCUGAAACGAUUGACUGAUGAUCUCCAAAUUGGGCAGGAAAAUCUAAUAAAACAACAGGAGGAAGUUCAACGUUGUAAGAGUGAUGUCAUCAAUAAGAAGGAGGAGCUUAAAGUGAUCGUGGAAAGAAUCUUUGAAGGGACAGCACAGCUUGAACAAGAAAAGCUUGAUAUUUAUGAAGAGCGAAGAAAGGCUUUGGACGAAAGGACGAUGCUGGAAGGAGAUUUGUCGGAAGUAAGGAUGAGAGAAGAAGAGGCCAUGCAAACGAUAAGACACAACACAAAUAUGAAAGAGGCAAUAAAGGAAUUGGUUGAAAAGACACAUCAAGACAUUGCAAUGAAGAUGCAAUUCAUAGAGCAGAAGAUUCUGGAUGCACAAAAUCAGACAACUAACUUGGAAAUUCAGCAAAAAGAAAUGGAAGAGCAGAAAUUGGAGAUUGACACACAUUUUGAACAAAUACAAAGACACAGAGAAGAUCUGAUCAAUAUGAAAUCGGACAUGAUGGUACAAAAACAAGAAAUGCAAAAGAAUUGGAACGAGGAGCUGCUACUGGAGAAACAAGAUCUCAAUACGGAAAAGGAAGCAGUAGACAGGCAAAGCAAGUAUCUGGACACAGUUAAAGAAAUAAUCAACAAAGACAACCUUGACUUGGAUUUCAUGAGGUCUGAAAUCCAGAAAGAAACAGAGGCACUGGAAAGAGAGAAAGAAAAGAUCCGGGAACAAACUGAGAUACUAGAAAGAGAUCAAUCUUUUGUGAGAGUAGAAAAAGAAAGACUUGAAAUGGCAAAGGCGGAACUCCAAGAAAAGGAAGACAAAGUUCAUGGUCUACAGAGCGAUUUGGACAGUGACAGAGAAAAGAUGGACCAUUUACUUCUUGAAGGCCAAAAGAAAAUCCAAGAACUUCAUAAAGAGAUACAACACAUGGCCCACAAACAGAAACAACAAGAGCUUCUAGACAGUGACCUGAAACGAUUGACUGAUGAUCUCCAAAUUGGGCAGGAAAAUCUAAUAAAACAACAGGAGGACGUUCAACGUUUUAAGAGUGAUGUCAUGAAUAAGAAGGAGGAGCUUAAAGUGAUCAUGGAAAGAAUCUUAGAAGAGACAGCACAGCUUGAACAAGAGAAGCUUGAUAUUCAUGAAGAGCGAAGAAAGGCCUUGGACGAAAGGACGAUGCUAGAAAGAGAUUUGUCGGAAGUAAGGAUGAGAGAAGAAGAGGCCAUGCAAACGAUCAGACACAACACAAAUAUGAAAGAGGCAAUAAAAGAAUUGGUUGAAAAGACACAUCAAGACAUUACAUUGAAGAUGCAAUUCAUAGAGCAGAAGAUUCUGGAUGCACAAAAUCAGACAACUAACUUGGAAAUUCAGCAAAAAGAAAUGGAAGAGCAGAAAUUGGAGAAUGACACACAUUUUGAACAAAUACAAAGACACAGAGAAGAUCUGAUCAAUAUGAAAUCGGACAUGAUGGUACAAAAACAAGAAAUGCAAAAGAAUUGGAACGAGGAGCUGCUACUGGAGAAACAAGAUCUCAAUACGGAAAAGGAAGCAGUAGACAGGCAAAGCAAAUAUCUGGACACAGUUAAAGAAAUAAUCAACAAAGACAACCUUGACUUGGAUUUCAUGAGGUCUGAAAUCCAGAAAGAAACAGAGGCACUGGAAAGAGAGAAAGAAAAGAUCCGGGAACAAACUGAGAUACUAGAAAGCGAUCAAUCUUUUGUGAGAGUAGAAAAAGAAAGACUUGAAAUGGCAAAGGCGGAACUCCAAGAAAAGCAAGACAAAGUUCAUGGUCUACAGAGCGAUUUGAACAGUGACAGAGAAAAGAUGGACCAUUUACUUCUUGAAGGCCAAAAGAAAAUCCAAGAACUUCAUAAAGAGAUACAACACAUGGCCCAAAAACAGAAACAACAAGAGCUUCUAGACAGUGACCUGAAACGAUUGACUGAUGAUCUCCAAAUUGGGCAGGAAAAUCUAAUAAAACAACAGGAGGAAGUUCAACGUUUUAAGAGUGAUGUCAUGAAUAAGAAGGAGGAGCUUAAAGUGAUCAUGGAAAGAAUCUUUGAAGAGACAGCACAGCUUGAACAAGAGAAGCUUGAUAUUCAUGAAGAGCGAAGAAAGGCCUUGGACGAAAGGACGAUGCUAGAAAGAGAUUUGUCGGAAGUAAGGAUGAGAGAAGAAGAGGCCAUGCAAACGAUAAGACACAACACAAAUAUGAAAGAGGCAAUAAAAGAGCUGGUUGAAACGACACAUCAAGACAUUACAAUGAAGAUGCAAUUCAUAGAGCAGAAGAUUCUGGAUGCACAAAAUCAGACAACUAACUUGGAAAUUCAGCAAAAAGAAAUGGAAGAGCAGAAAUUGGAGAUUGACACACACUUUGAAAAAAUACAAAGACACAGAGAAGAUCUGAUGAAUAUGAAAUCGGACAUGAUGGUACAAAAACAAGAAAUGCAAAAGAAUUGGAACGAGGAGCUGCUACUGGAGAAACAAGAUCUCAAUACGGAAAAGGAAGCAGUAGACAGGCAAAGCAAAUAUCUGGACACAGUUAAAGAAAUAAUCAACAAAGACAACCUUGACUUGGAUAUCAUGAGGUCUGAAAUCCAGAAAGAAACAGAAGCACUGGAAAGAGAGAAAGAAAAGAUCCGGGAACAAACUGAGAUACUAGAAAGAGAUCAAUCUUUUGUGAGAGUAGAAAAAGAAAGACUUGAAAUGGCAAAGGCGGAACUCCAAGAAAAGCAAGACAAAGUUCAUGGUCUACAGAGCGAUUUGAACAGUGACAGAGAAAAGAUGGACCAUUUACUUCUUGAAGGCCAAAAGAAAAUCCAAGAACUUCAUAACGAGAUACAACACAUGGCCCAAAAACAGAAACAACAAGAGCUUCUAGACAGUGACCUGAAACGAUUGACUGAUGAACUCCAAAUUGGGCAGGAAAAUCUAAUAAAACAACAGGAGGAAGUUCAACGUUUUAAGAGUGAUGUCAUGAAUAAGAAGGAGGAGCUUGAAGUGAUCAUGGAAAGAAUCUUUGAAGAGACAGCACAGCUUGAACAAGAGAAGCUUGAUAUUCAUGAAGAGCGAAGAAAGGCCUUGGACGAAAGGACGAUGCUAGAAAGAGAUUUGUCGGCAGUAAGGAUGAGAGAAGAAGAGGCCAUGCAAACGAUAAGACACAACACAAAUAUGAAAGAGGCAAUAAAAGAGCUGGUUGAAAAGACACAUCAAGACAUUACAAUGAAGAUGCAAUUCAUAGAGCAGAAGAUUCUGGAUGCACAAAAUCAGACAACUAACUUGGAAAUUCAGCAAAAAGAAAUGGAAGAGCAGAAAUUGGAGAUUGACACACACUUUGAACAAAUACAAAGACACAGAGAAGAUCUGAUCAAUAUGAAAUCGGAUAUGAUGGUACAAAAACAAGAAAUGCAAAAGAAUUGGAACGAGGAGCUGCUACUGGAGAAACAAGAUCUCAAUACGGAAAAGGAAGCAGUAGACAGGCAAAGCAAAUAUCUGGACACAGUUAAAGAAAUAAUCAACAAAGACAACCUUGACUUGGAUAUCAUGAGGUCUGAAAUCCAGAAAGAAACAGAGGCACUGGAAAGAGACAAAGAAAAGAUAUGGGAACAAACUGAGAUACUAGAAAGAGAUCAAUCUUUUGUGAGAGUAGAAAAAGAAAGACUUGAAAUGGCAAAGGCGGAACUCCAAGAAAAGCAAGACAAAGUUCAUGGUCUACAGAGCGAUUUGAACAGUGACAGAGAAAAGAUGGACCAUUUACUUCUUGAAGGCCAAAAGAAAAUCCAAGAACUUCAUAAACAGAUACAACAGAUGGCCCAAAAACAGAAACAACAUGAGCUUCUAGACAGUGACCUGAAACGAUUGACUGAUGAUCUCCAAAUUGGGCAGGAAAAUCUAAUAAAACAACAGGAGGAAGUUCAACGUUGUAAGAGUGAUGUCAUGAAUAAGAAGGAGGAGCUUAAAGUGAUCAUGGAAAGAAUCUUUGAAGAGACAGCACAGCUUGAACAAGAGAAGCUUGAUAUUCAUGAAGAGCGAAGAAAGGCCUUGGACGAAAGGACGGUGCUAGAAAGAGAUUUGUCGGAAGUAAGGAUGAGAGAAGAAGAGGCCAUGCAAACGAUAAGACACAACACAAAUAUGAAAGAGGCAAUAAAAGAGCUGGUUGAAAAGACACAUCAAGACAUUACAAUGAAGAUGCAAUUCAUAGAGCAGAAGAUUCUGGAUGCACAAAAUCAGACAACUAACUUGGAAAUUCAGCAAAAAGAAAUGGAAGAGCAGAAAUUGGAGAUUGACACACACUUUGAAAAAAUACAAAGACACAGAGAAGAUCUGAUCAAUAUGAAAUCGGACAUGAUGGUACAAAAAAAAGAAAUGCAAAAGAAUUGGAACGAGGAUCUGCUACUGGAGAAACAAGAUCUCAAUACGGAAAAGGAAGCAGUAGACAGGCAAAGCAAAUAUCUGGACACAGUUAAAGAAACAAUCAACAAAGACAACCUUGACUUGGAUAUCAUGAGGUCUGAAAUUCAGAAUGAAACAGAGGCACUGGAAAGAGAGAAAGAAAAGAUCCAGGAACAAACUGAGAUAAUAGAAAGAGAUCAAUCUUUUGUGAAAGUAGAAAAAGAAAGACUUGAAAUGGCAAAGGCGGAACUCCAAGAAAAGCAAGACAAAGUUCAUGGUCUACAGAGCGAUUUGAACAGUGACAGAGAAAAGAUGGACCAUUUACUUCUUGAAGGCCAAAAGAAAAUCCAAGAACUUCAUAAAGAGAUACAACACAUGGUCCAGAAACAGAAACAACAAGAGCUUCUAGACAGUGACCUGAAACGAUUGACUGAUGAUCUCCAAAUUGGGCAGGAAAAUCUAAUUAAACAACAGGAGGGUGUUCAACGUUUUAAGAGUGAUGUCAUGAAUAAGAAGGAGGAGCUUAAAGUGAUCGUGGAAAGAAUCUUUGAAGGGACAGCACAGCUUGAACAAGAGAAGCUUGAUAUUCAUGAAGCGCGAAGAAAGGCCGUGGACGAAAGGACGAUGCUAGAAAGAGAUUUGUCGGAAGUAAGGAUGAGAGAAGAAGAGGCCAUGCAAACGAUAAGACACAACACAAAUAUGAAAGAGGCAAUAAAAGAAUUGGUUGAAAAGACGCAUCAAGACAUUACAAUGAAGAUGCAAUUCAUAGAGCAGAAGAUUCUGGAUGCACAAAAUCAGACAACUAACUUGGAAAUUCAGCAAAAAGAAAUGGAAGAGCAGAAAUUGGAGAUUGACACACAUUUUGAACAAAUACAAAGACACAGAGAAGAUCUGAUCAAUAUGAAAUCGGACAUGAUGGUACAAAAACAAGAAAUGCAAAAGAAUUGGAAUGAGGAGCUGCUACUGGAGAAACAAGAUCUCAAUACGGAAAAGGAAGCAGUAGACAGGCAAAGCAAAUAUCUGGACACAGUUAAAGAAAUAAUCAACAAAGACAACCUUGACUUGGAUAUCAUGAGGUCUGAAAUCCAGAAAGAAACAGAGGCACUGGAAAGAGAGAAAGAAAAGAUCCGGGAACAAACUGAGAUACUAGAAAGAGAUCAAUCUUUUGUGAGAGUAGAAAAAGAAAGACUUGAAAUGGCAAAGGCGGAACUCCAAGAAAAACAAGACAAAGUUCAUGGUCUACAGAGCGAUUUGAACAGUGACAGAGAAAAGAUGGACCAUUUACUUCUUGAAGGCCUAAAGAAAAUCCAAGAACUUCAUAAAGAGAUACAACACAUGGCCCAAAAACAGAAACAACAAGAGCUUCUAGACAGUGACCUGAAACGAUUGACUGAUGAUCUCCAAAUUGGGCAGGAAAAUCUAAUAAAACAACAGGAGGAAGUUCAACGUUUUAAGAGUGAUGUCAUGAAUAAGAAGGAGGAGUUUAAAGUGAUCAUGGAAAGAAUCUUUGAAGAGACAGCACAGCUUGAACAAGAGAAGCUUGAUAUUCAUGAAGAGCGAAGAAAGGCCUUGGACGAAAGGACGAUGCUAGAAAGAGAUUUGUCGGAAGGAAGGAUGAGAGAAGAAGAGGCCAUGCAAACGAUAAGACACAACACAAAUAUGAAAGAGGCAAUAAAAGAGCUGGUUGAAAAGACACAUCAAGACAUUACAAUGAAGAUGCAAUUCAUAGAGCAGAAGAUUCUGGAUGCACAAAAUCAGACGACUAACUUGGAAUUCCAGCAAAAAGAAAUGGAAGAGCAAAAAUUGGAGAUUGACACACACUUUGAACAAAUACAAAGACACGGAGAAGAUCUGAUCAAUAUGACAUCGGACAUGAUGGUACAAAAACAAGAAAUGCAAAAGAAUUGGAACGAGGAGCUGCUACUGGAGAAACAAGAUCUCAAUACGGAAAAGGAAGCAGUAGUCCGACAAAGCAAAUAUCUGGACACAGUUAAAGAAACAAUCAACAAAGACAACCUCUACUUGGAUAUCAAGAGGUCUGAAAUCCAGAAAGAAACAGAGGCACUGGAAAGAGAGAAAGAAAAGAUCCGGGAACAAACUGAGAUACUAGAAAGAGAUCAAUCUUUUGUGAAAGUAGCAAAAGAAAGACUUGAAAUGGCAAAGGCGGAACUCCAAGAAAAGCAAGAAAAAGUUCAUGGUCUACAGAGCGAUUUGAACAGUCACAGAGAAAAGAUGGACCAUUUACUUCUUGAAGGCCAAAAGAAAAUCCAAGAACUUCAGAAAGAGAUACAACACAUGGCCCAAAAACAGAAACAACAAGAGCUUCUAGACAGUGACCUGAAACGAUUGACUGAUGAUCUCCAAAUUGGGCAGGAAAAUCUAAUAAAACAACAGGAGGAAGUUCAACGUUUUAAGAGUGAUGUCAUGAAUAAGAAGGAGGAGCUUAAUGUGAUCAUGGAAAGAAUCUUUGAAGAUACAGCACAGCUUGAACAAGAGAAGCUUGAUAUUUAUGAAGAGCGAAGAAAGGCCAUGGGCGAAAGGACGAUGCUAGAAAGAGAUUUGUCGGAAGUAAGGAUGAUAGAAGAAGAGGCCAUGCAAACGAUAAGACACAACACAAUUAUGAAAGAGGCAAUAAAAGACUUGGUUGAAAAGACACAUCAAGACAUUACAAUGAAGAUGCAUUUAAUAGAGCAGAAGAUUCUGGAUGCACAAAAUCAGACAACUAUCAUGGAAAAUCAGCAAAAAGGAAUGGAAGAGCUGAAAUUGGAGAUUGACACACACUUUGAACAAAUACAACGACACAGAGAAGAUCUGAUCAAUAUGAAAUCGGACAUGAUGGUACAAAAACAAGAAAUGCAAAAGAAUUGGAACGAGGAGCUGCUACUGGAGAAACAAGAUCUCAAUACGGAAAAGGAAGCAGUAGACAGGCAAAGGAAAUAUUUGGACACAGUUAAAGAAACAAUCAACAAAGACAACCUUGAUUUGGAUAUCAUGAAGUCCGAAAUCCAGAAAGAAACAGAGAUACUGGAUAGAGAGAAAGAAAAGAUCCGGGAACAAACUGAGAUACUAGAAAGAGAUCAAUCUUUUGUGAAAGUUGAAAAAGAAAGACUUGAAAUGGCAAAGGCGGAACUCCAAGAAAAACAAGACAAAGUUCAUGGUCUACAGAGCGAUUUGAACAGUGACAGAGAAAAGAUGGACCAUUUACUUCUUGAAGGCCUAAAGAAAAUCCAAGAACUUCAUAAAGAGAUACAACACAUGGCCCAAAAACAGAAACAACAAGAGCUUCUAGACAGUGACCUGAAACGAUUGACUGAUGAUCUCCAAAUUGGGCAGGAAAAUCUAAUAAAACAACAGGAGGAAGUUCAACGUUUUAAGAGUGAUGUCAUGAAUAAGAAGGAGGAGCUUAAAGUGAUCGUGGAAAGAAUCUUUGAAGGGACAGCACAGCUUGAACAAGAGAAGCUUGAUAUUCAUGAAGAGCGAAGAAAGGCCUUGGACGAAAGGACGAUGCUAGAAAGAGAUUUGUCGGAAGUAAGGAUGAGAGAAGAAGAGGCCAUGCAAACGAUAAGACACAACACAAUUAUGAAAGAGGCAAUAAAAGAGUUGGUUGAAAAGACACAUCAAGACAUUACAAUGAAGAUGCAAUUCAUAGAGCUGAAGAUUCAGGAUGCACAUAAUCAGACAACUAACUUGGAAUUCCAGCAAAAAGAAAUGGAAGAGCAGAAAUUGGAGAUUGACACACACUUUGAACAAAUACAAAGACACAGAGAAGAUCUGAUCAAUAUGAAAUCGGACAUGAUGGUACAAAAACAAGAAUUGCAAAAGAAUUGGAACGAGGAGCUCCUACUGGAGAAACAAGAUCUCAAUACGGAAAAGGAAGCAGUGGACAGGCAAAGCAAGUAUCUAGACACAGUUAAAGAAACAAUCAACAAAGACAACCUUGACUUGGAUAUCAUGAGGUCUGAAAUCCAGAAAGAAACAGAGGCACUGGAAAGAGAGAAAGAAAAGAUCCGGGAACAAACUGAGAUACUAGAAAGAGAUCAAUCUUUUGUGAAAGUAGAAAAAGAAAGACUUGAAAUGGCAAAGGCGGAACUCCAAGAAAAGCAAGACAAAGUUCAUGGUCUACAGAGCGAUUUGAACGGUCACAAAGAAAAGAUGGACCAUUUACUUCUUGAAGGCUUAAAGAAAAUCCAAGAACUUCAUAAAGAGAUACAACACAUGGCCCAAAAACAGAAACUACAAGAGCUUCUAGACAGCGACCUGAAACGAUUGACUGAUGAUCUCCAAAUUGGGCUGGAAAAUCUAAUAAAACAACGGGAGGAAGUUCAACGUUUUAAGAGUGAUGUCAUGAACAAGAAGGAGGAGCUUAAAGUGAUUGUGGAAAGAAUCUUUGAAGGGACAGCACAGCUUGAACAAGAGAAGCUUGAUAUUCAUGAAGCGCGAAGAAAGGCCGUGGACGAAAGGACGAUGCUAGAAAGAGAUUUGUCGGAAGUAACGAUGAGAGAAGAAGAGGCCAUGCAAACGAUAAGACACAACACAAUUAUGAAAGAGGCAAUAAAAGAGUUGGUUGAAAAGACACAUCAACACAUUACAAUGAAGAGGCAAUUAAUAGAGCAGAAGAUUCUGAAUGCACAAAAUCUGACAACUAUCUUGGAAAUUCAGAAAAAAGAAAUUGAACAGCAGAAAUUGGAGAUUGACACACACUUUGAACAAAUACAACGACACAGAGAAGAUCUGAUCAAUAUGAAAUCGGACAUGAUUGUACAAAAACAAGAAAUGCAAAAGAAUUGGAACGAGGAGCUGCUACUGGAGAAACAAGAUCUCAAUACGGAAAAGGAAGCAGUAGACAGGCAAAGGAAAUAUUUGGACACAGUUAAAGAAACAAUCAACAAAGACAACCUUGAUUUGGAUAUCAUGAGGUCCGAAAUCCAGAAAGAAACAGAGAUACUGGAAAGAGAGAAAAAAAAGAUCCGGGAACAAACUGAGAUACUAGAAAGAGAUCAAUCUUUUGUGAAAGUUGAAAAAGAAAGACUUGAAAUGGCAAAGGCGGAACUCCAAGAAAAACAAGACAAAGUUCAUGGUCUACAGAGCGAUUUGAACAGUGACAGAGAAAAGAUGGACCAUUUACUUCUUGAAGGCCUAAAGAAAAUCCAAGAACUUCAUAAAGAGAUACAACACAUGGCCCAAAAACAGAAACUACAAGAGCUUCUAGACAGCGACCUGAAACGAUUGACUGAUGAUCUCCAAAUUGGGCAGGAAAAUCUAAUAAAACAACAGGAGGAAGUUCAACGUUUUAAGAGUGAUGUCAUGAACAAGAAGGAGGAGCUUAAAGUGAUCGUGGAAAGAAUCUUUGAAGGGACAGCACAGCUUGAACAAGAGAAGCUUGAUAUUCAUGAAGCGCGAAGAAAGGCCGUGGACGAAAGGACGAUGCUAGAAAGAGAUUUGUCGGAAGUAAGGAUGAGAGAAGAAGAGGCCAUGCAAACGAUAAGACACAACACAAUUAUGAAAGAGGCAAUAAAAGAGUUGGUUGAAAAGACACAUCAACACAUUACAAUGAAGAGGCAAUUAAUAGAGCAGAAGAUUCUGGAUGCACAAAAUCUGACAAUUAUCUUUGAAAUUCAGAAAAAAGAAAUGGAAGAGCAGAAAUUGGAGAUUGACACACACUUUGAACAAAUACAACGAAACAGAGAAGAUCUGAUCAAUAUGAAAUCGGACAUGAUGGUACAAAAACAAGAAAUGCAAAAGAAUUGGAACGAGGAGCUGCUACUGGAGAAACAAGAUCUCAAUACGGAAAAGGAAGCAGUAGACAGGCAAAGGAAAUAUUUGGACACAGUUAAAGAAACAAUCAACAAAGACAACCUUGAUUUGGAUAUCAUGAGGUCCGAAAUCCAGAAAGAAACAGAGAUACUGGAAAUAGAGAAAGAAAAGAACCGGGAACAAACUGAGAUACUAGAAAGAGAUCAAUCUUUUGUGAAAGUUGAAAAAGAAAGACUUGAAAUGGCAAAGGCGGAACUCCAAGAAAAACAAGACAAAGUUCAUGGUCUACAGAGCGAUUUGAACAGUGACAGAGAAAAGAUGGACCAUUUACUUCUUGAAGGCCUAAAGAAAAUCCAAGAACUUCAGAAAGAGAUACAACACAUGGCCCAAAAACAGAAACAACAAGAGCUUCUAGACAGUGACCUGAAACGAUUGACUGAUGAUCUCCAAAUUGGGCAGGAAAAUCUAAUAAAACAACAGGAGGAAGUUCAACAUUUUAAGAGUGAUGUCAUGAAUAAGAAGGAGGAGCUUAAAGUGAUCGUGGAAAGAAUCUUUGAAGGGACAGCACAGCUUGAACAAGAGAAGCUUGAUAUUCAUGAAGCGCGAAGAAAGGCCGUGGACGAAAGGACGAUGCUAGAAAGAGAUUUGUCGGAAGUAAGGAUGAGAGAAGAAGAGGCCAUGCAAACGAUAAGACACAACACAAUUAUGAAAGAGGCAAUAAAAGAGUUGGUUGAAAAGACACAUCAAGACAUUACAAUGAAGAGGCAAUUAAUAGAGCAGAAGAUUCUGGAUGCACAAAAUCAGACAACUAUCUUGGAAAUUCAGAAAAAAGAAAUUGAACAGCAGAAAUUGAAGAUUGACAAGCAUUUCAAACAGAUAAAAAGACAAAGAGAAGAUCUGAUGAAUAUGAAAUCGGACGUGAUGGCACAAAAACAAGAAAUGCAAAAGAAUUGGAACAAGGAGCUUUUACUGGAGAAGCAAGAUCUAAAAAUGGAAAAGGAAGCAGUAGACAGGCAAAGCAAAUGUCUUGACACAGUUAAAGAAAAAAUCAACAAAGACAACCUUGAUUUGGAUACCAUGAGGUCUGAAAUCCAGAAAGAUACAGAGGCACAGGAGAGAGAUCAAUCUUAUAUGAAAGCCGGAAAAGAAAGAGAGAACCUGAAUACACUAUCCUUAAAACUCAAAGAGCUGAUAAUUAUAUUACAAUGUACAGUAAGAAAACAUGAGGAAAUCAAAAUUAAACAACAAGAAUGUAAUGAUAAAUGGAAAACUAUGCUGAAUUCUUAUUUACAUCUUGACAAAAUUAAGGUAGAUUUGAAAGCUCAAUAUGACGUUGUCGCAAAACUUCUGUGGGAUGUUAAGAGAAACAAGGGAAAAAUUGAACAUAUCUCUGUUCAAACCCAGACUAACUUUCCUCAAGAGCAGAUCAAACAAAAAGGCCCCGAAAUUCCCCAAAGUGCUGCCGACGAGAGCUUUAAAAUAAUAAAAAAUGAGGAUCCCAUACAACACAAUGAUAACGAUGACCACCAAGAGAACGCCACAACAGCUGAAAACAUUUCUACAAAAGAACAUGUCUCUAACCAAGAUAAAUUGCGGAAGAUGUGGAAAGAGACAAGAAUGGAACGGAGGGAGAUCGACCACAUGAAGAGCAGAGGUACCAAGAUGAGAAAGAACCUGGAGCAGAAGCUGCAGACCCUUCGCGACAUAGUCAAGAGGCCUCACUUGCAAAGAGAGGACAAAGAGCCCUCGCAGACAACGAGCAUAGAUUCGCAAGAGGAAGACCGAAUCCACCAGCAGCCAAGCAACCGAAAGAUGCUAGCUGACAAAUACAGAGAGCUUGAGCAACUUAGAGCACAGCUGCUUGGAGAGCUUGAGAAACUGAAAGGAAGCAGAUUCCGAAGAUGGACUAACGAUAGAGCCAUGCAGACAGGGCCAGAUCCCCACAGAGAGGUACAGCCACAGGGUGGGACAGUAAACGAACAAGAGCCUCAGGCUGGAAGGGGCUCAACAAGACUUCUGAGUCGACUUCAACGGUACUGCUGCCACAGCUGCUGCUGCUGUCCUGAGUGCUGUGGACACUCGUCCAAGGACGAGGCCUCCCAAGAUAAGGCGUAGAAGGUCUGCCAUAAACAGAAAGGAUGUUUCCAUGUGCUUGUUAUGCUUUACCUAACAGUGCUUUUGUUUGGCUUUUAUUCUGUUUUGUUGUAUACAGAUUGUUGUAUUGAUGCAUUACAUAUCUUUAGUAUAUAUUUAAAGAUUGUGUACUAAUAUAAUAGAGACAGUUAAUUUAAUCUGACUUGUUGAUUGAUUGUUGUAGCUAUUAUCAAAAAGGAAGCGAAGAGUGGUGUUUUUGGGGACUUUUUGAUCACAUUCAUACAUUAGUAUUAACCUAGUAAUGUUCAAAAUGUUAUUUUACAUUCAAACUUUCAUUAUUAUUGUUUGCUUUACAUAUACAUCAUAUACAUAUACAAACAAUGCAUACAACUCAAUUUAUUUUAUUUGUCACAAUUCUACUGGACAAUCUUGAGUAAAAUGGCAAGUCAUUAAAAUAGUUUUAUUAAUUGAAAAUAAUUAUGUUUGAUUGCUUUAAAAAAUAUGGUAGUAUGUCUGUAUAUGUGGUAGUAGCCAAGAUUAAAGCCAGUAAAGGCUUACUAUUGCUGUAGAGAUGCCAUUAAUGAAAAAAAGAAUAAAA